UAACCUUAAUCACAUUUUGCAGGAAAUAAUAACACUGUAGCUCUUUGAUUAGAUUACUAUGAGGUAAUCACGAUGCGACUGUUAGGUAUCCCAGAGAUCUCCACGCAUCGACGCGCCCAAGGAAUCAAUGGUCCCUUUUCUUUACAUGUGCCCGCCUGUUCCAUUUCUUCUCCAGGAUUUUUGUUGUGGCCAGUCUUACUGGUUAGCAUUUCUGUGAGCGCAGUGGAACCAAUCCCUUUGUACAACCUCUUCUCCAAUGCCGUCAUCCGGGCACAGUACCUGCACCAGAUGGCUGCUGACAUCUACAGGGAAUUUGAGGGCAGCCUUCCACCUGACGUCUACAGACAACUCAGCAAGAUCGCCCCAUUGGCCGCAUGCUACUCCAACUCCAUCCCCAUCCCCACUGGGAAAGAUGAGACUCAGGAAAAAUCUGAUGGCUACUUGCUACACAUCUCCUCUGCCUUGCUCCAGUCUUGGAUGGACCCACUCAAGACCCUCAGCAAGGCCUUCCCAAACAGCUUAAUGUUUAGGACCUCCAUCAGGAUCUCCGAGAAGCUGGAGGACCUGAAUGAGGGUGUAACUGAGUUAAUCAGGGUGGUGGGUGACGGUGGUGCGCACACAGACGGGUCGAGGAGGCUUAGCUAUGAAAACUUUGACGUGAUCCCGGGGAACGAUGAAGAACUUCAAUCUCUGAUGAAGAACUACGGGCUGCUGACGUGCUUCAAAAAGGACAUGCACAAAGUGGAGACCUACCUGAGGGUCACAAAGCGCAGACGCUUCAUCGAGAAUUAG
This is a messenger RNA of Megalops cyprinoides (Indo-Pacific tarpon), 792 nucleotides long. Its product is annotated as somatotropin-1-like. Gene Ontology annotation, biological process: response to nutrient levels; positive regulation of receptor signaling pathway via JAK-STAT; animal organ development. The record is from RefSeq and is a predicted model, not a curated record. Bases 73 to 792 code for a protein of 239 amino acids. Gene Ontology annotation, cellular component: extracellular region. The transcript is spliced from 4 exons. Gene Ontology annotation, molecular function: growth hormone receptor binding; growth hormone activity. NCBI's taxonomy places the organism in Eukaryota, Metazoa, Chordata, Actinopteri, Elopiformes, Megalopidae.